Molecule: messenger RNA, 957 nt
Organism: Penicillium salamii
Lineage: Eukaryota; Fungi; Ascomycota; Eurotiomycetes; Eurotiales; Aspergillaceae
Source: the annotation of a GenBank genome assembly
AUGACAGAAACGCAGAAUAAGAUCAUCUGCCCAGUUGUGGAUAUCGCCCCAGCUGGUGAUAUUAUUCUAGUAGUGGGGCCGGAACAGUUGAAGCUCCGCGUCCAGUCACUUUUCCUCAAGACAGCCUCGAAACUACGAUGUGCCAUCCUGGGAUCUAAUUGGAAGGAAGGCGACGAUACGCCGGUGGCAGCCUUUCCAGUGGAAAUACUACUACCCGAAGAGGAUGCGACUGCGCUGAGAUGUAUUUGUGCAAUCCUGCACCAUCAGCGUACUCUGGUACCUCAACUCACGACUGUACAUGACGUUCUCAGGGUCGCUCUCACCGCGAAAAAGUUUGGAGUUCUUGAGGCUUUGACUUAUGCCAAUGAAUUUUGGCUGUGUCCUCUCAACAAGGAAGCCAGUGAUCUUAUUGUUCUUGCAGCCGCUGCAAGUUUGUUCCAGAACGCAAAAGCAUUCAGGAAUAUCACCAAGGCUCUGGUUCUCAACUACGGUGGUUCUUAUCUAGCCCUUUCGAGCGAAGAUGCUGUGUCGGUUUUGGGCGAGAGAAUCUUUUGCUUGCUGGAAGAGCAAAGAGGCUUCGCGAGGCUUAAGUUAGGGGAGAUUCUAAUUGGAGGGAUUGAGGCUCUAGCUUGUGUCCAUAAAUGUGGAUGGACGAGCAAAUACGCAUAUGCCUAUAUGCAGCUACUCGAGGCACAGAGACUUUGGCCGACUGCCUUGGUUGUAAUUAACGAAGCAAUAGAGCGUGCAAAUACGAUGCCCGAUCCAGUUCCAAAGGAAUCUAGUGGUGCAUGCCGAUACGACUACAAGCAUGCUGUGCCUCAAUAUCGAGAUUCCCUCCACCGGCGUUUGGAUAAUUUGAAGAGUUGCAUUGGAAUCUGUCUACACUGUUUUCAUUCUAGCCCGGCUUCAUCCUUUUGCCAGAUGGCACAAGAACAUCAAAAUCUAUCCGGCCAAUAG